Messenger RNA from Fusarium verticillioides 7600, 2231 nucleotides. Its product is annotated as cell division control protein 42. Gene Ontology annotation, molecular function: GTPase activity; GTP binding. The record is from RefSeq and is a predicted model, not a curated record. The transcript is spliced from 4 exons. Gene Ontology annotation, biological process: small GTPase-mediated signal transduction. NCBI's taxonomy places the organism in Eukaryota, Fungi, Ascomycota, Sordariomycetes, Hypocreales, Nectriaceae. Bases 901 to 1488 code for a protein of 195 amino acids.
CUCCAACCUCCCCCUCUCUUCUCUCCCCGUCCUUGUAUUAAUACUAAUUCCUAUCCCCUGCUCUGCUCUGCCCGCCCCAUGCUAGGCUAGGCUGCCUUCCUUGUGCUGGUAGUGGUACCUCCAGGUUAAUGCUACCUUACCUACUUACUGGUGUUGGUCCCUUUGCUUUGCCUUACCUCACCUCACCUCAACUUUGCUUUGCCUUGGUUUCCUGCCUGGCUUGCUUUUCUGCAGCGGUAUCUGUUCUGCUGCUUUGCUUCAUCGAGGCCCACUACCACUGUACAAGGCCUGUGCCUCUCUUUUUAACUCUUGCCAGCGCCUGUGCCUCUUUUCUUUUUGCUUGGACUGGACCCUUUACCUGCUGGUAGUUAGUCGCACGUCAAUCAAUCAAUCGUGUGUGUCUGUCUUCCACUCCCGCUCACCUCCUCUUGUUGCAGGUUUCAAAUUUCCGUCGACGGUCAUAGGUAGCCUCCUCAGUUACUCCCAGGCUCUCCACCUCCACCCAUUCGCUGGCCUAGAUCCAGAACCCAAACCAAAGCAGACCAGACCGAACCGAACCAAACCAAACCAAAGCGCACCUCAACGCAACUCCAUACCAAUCCGCUACCUACCUAGACCUACCGAAAGCCGCAUCCACCGCAUUCUUGACUUGUCUUCAACCACCUCAAUCCGUCAUCAAACAGUACAGCCCCAACAUAUUCGCCUUUGCUCGACUUAUCAUCCUUAUUUCGACCUAUUCUCCCCGACACCUAGUUGGGCUCGACUUUCUCCGCUCCGCAACCCCCCCGCUCUCUCACUGUAGUCGCGCGCAUCCGCCCGCCAAUAGAGCUUGACCACUCGACCGCUUGCAUUUCACUUUAACAUAGACGAGCUCCUACCGAGGAGCUUUCGUGAGGAACAAUGGCUGUUGUCGCAACUAUCAAGUGCGUCGUCGUCGGUGACGGUGCUGUUGGAAAGACCUGUCUUCUCAUCAGCUACACAACAAACAAGUUUCCAUCCGAAUAUGUCCCUACAGUCUUCGACAACUACGCAGUUACGGUUAUGAUAGGAGAUGAGCCGUACACUCUCGGGUUGUUCGAUACCGCUGGUCAAGAAGAUUAUGACAGGCUGCGACCUCUUUCAUAUCCUCAGACCGAUGUCUUCCUCGUCUGCUUUUCCGUCACCUCGCCUGCUUCCUUCGAAAACGUCCGCGAGAAGUGGUUCCCCGAGGUCCGCCACCACUGCCCUGGCGUGCCCUGUUUGAUUGUCGGUACCCAGGUGGAUUUGAGGGACGACCCUAGUGUUCGAGAAAAGCUGUCAAAGCAAAAGAUGCAACCAGUACGACGAGAGGAUGGUGAACGAAUGGCGAAGGACCUGGGUGCUGUCAAGUACGUUGAGUGCAGUGCUCUCACCCAGUAUAAGCUCAAGGAUGUAUUUGACGAGGCUAUCGUUGCAGCACUUGAGCCCCCUGCUCCUAAAAAGAAGUCACACAAGUGCCUCGUCCUAUAAACGGAAAUGGGAUAGCCGCAGCCGAGCUAUGACACCACCUUCUCCUACUUGCCCUGGGAAUUUUUGGUCGAGUUAGGAACAUGCCCAGUAGAUAUGCACGAAUAGAGUUCUUUGGUGAAGGUACGGCAAGACGACAUUGGGAUAACCUGCGCUGGUGGAAUGGAACGAAAUGGAUUUCAAAGGGAGUGAUCGUUCUUUGCAUGAGGGGAACUAAGAGACGGAACAAGACUCGGGGAGCAGGCGUCCUGUUCCGCAACGAGAAGAGGAAGAAGGGUUUGAAAGGGUGACACCACCGAUCGAGAGCUGCCGGGUGCCGCUGUGCGUAGCCCCCAGCCGGAACUUCCACCGAAAAGGCUCUUCUAUUCCUGUGGUCUCCCCGAGUUUCUUAAGGCUGGAAUCCAAUGCAUCUUGUUCUCUGCCCCUCGCGAGAUGGAUCAAGUGGCAAGAGAGAGGACUGGUAGCGGACGAAGACAACGAUUCACACAUCUAGGCGGGAAUGCUUUGAUAGGAAAGUUUGGCGAUUGGGGUGAUUUACAUCAAUGUCUUGUCUUGAUUCAUACUAAGUUAUAGAAAAUUUUGUAUUUCAUGUUUGAAUCUUUCAAUGGAUCAUGCCGACUGGCACAUGAGGACGCAUAGUGGCAUGAGGUAUGGUCUUUGCUUUCGACUGGACCAGCAAGUAUGUUAGAUCUUGCGGGGUCCAGAGCUACUAUACUCGGUAAAGCUCUUCAUAUGUACUUGACCUG